AUGGCAAGAAACAGGAACAAUAAACUGAAAGAAGUAAUGUUUUCUUUGCACUGGAUUUCACUACUAAAUUAAUGUAAACAGAAAUUUAAUCUAACUUCUAUUUUAGGAAAUUGAAUUGUUCGAAAAAGACAUGCAAUCUCAACAAAAACAACAUGGUGUUAAUUCAGAACUGGAAGUUUUGAAAGUCAGUUGAAAUUUACCUUUUACACAAUUGUAAAAUCUUUCUAUAUUCCAAGUUAACCCUUUAAGUGGCAAUGCACCACACUUUAGUAUUCACAUACACUUCGAUGGAAAGGAGGGACCGCUCGCAGCCUAUUAUUAAUGCAUGAAGAAUGCACCCAACAAUUUGUUAAAAAAUUCAUGAAUGAUUGUCGUGGGAUAGUAUAUUUUAAUCUAUUCCUUGUUGUUUCUAGGCAAAAUAUUGGGAAAUGGUAAUGAGGGAAUUGUCAACCUUGUGA
This is a messenger RNA of Paramuricea clavata, 458 nucleotides long. NCBI's taxonomy places the organism in Eukaryota, Metazoa, Cnidaria, Anthozoa, Malacalcyonacea, Plexauridae. The record is from the annotation of a GenBank genome assembly.